UGCCGAGAAAUUCCACUCCCAGUCCCAGAACUAUUGGUUCUGACGGAAAAGGCAAGGCAUACAGUGACAACUUCCGGUUUGGUUGCUAUGGCAGCGCGUAGUGCGGGCUUGCCAACAGCGACUCGCUUUAGAUGAGAUUGCGGGUUCGCUGGCACUCGGGGACCAAGGAACCCGGUGGAUGAAACUGUCACUGCGGGGGACAUGGCUGCAAGGCAGAUUAAAGAUGGAGAAUACACUGCGACAAUCUACAAACUGAUUAAAGAAGCAAGAUAUGGAGAAGCUAUUCAGAUUCUUAGCAAUGAACUUCAGAAGCAAUAUAGGUCCCGAGCUGGCCUUUCCCUUCUGGGCUACUGUUACUAUCAGAUACAAGAUUUUGUGAAUGCUGCAGACUGCUAUGAACAGCUGAUCCAGAUCACUCCUGAAGUGGAAGAAUAUAAAUUGUACUAUGCACAGUCCCUGUAUAAGGCUUGCAUGUAUCCAGAGGCCAUGAAGGCAACAUUUGCUUUAGACAGUUCUGCCUAUCAAAGCAAGAUGUUGAAAUUACAAGCUUCCAUCAGAUAUGGAGAAGAAGAUAUUUCUGGAGCUAAGAGUUUAGUAGAGCAGAUGCCAUCAGAAGACCCAGAAAGUGAAAUUAAUAUGGGGUGUUUACUGUAUAAGGAAGGACAUUAUGAAGAAGCCUGCAAAAAGUUCAUUACAGCAAUGCAAGUGAUGGGCUAUAAACAAGAUUUAUCCUACAACAUUGCCUUGUGUUACUAUAGUAUGAAACAGUAUGCUCCUGCCUUAAAGCACAUUGCUGAUAUCAUUGAACGAGGAAUCCGGGAGCAUCCUGAGCUUGGUGUUGGUAUGACAACAGAAGGCAUUGAAGUUCGAAGUGUGGGAAACACUCUUGUACUCCAUGAAACGGCACUUAUUGAAGCAUUUAACCUUAAAGCUGCCAUUGAAUACCAGUUAAAGAAUUAUGAAGCAGCCCAAGAAGCCCUGACAGACAUGCCCCCAAGGUCUGAAGAGGAACUUGAUCCAGUUACUCUUCAUAAUCAAGCCUUGAUGAAUAUGGAUACUAAGCCCACUGAAGGGUUUGAGAAACUUCAGUUCUUGCUUCAGCAGAAUCCUUUUCCCCCAGAGACCUUUGGCAAUCUUUUACUUUUAUACUGUAAAUACGAGUAUUUUGAUCUUGCAGCAGAUGUCCUGGCUGAAAAUGCUCAUCUCACCUAUAAAUUUCUCACACCAUAUUUGUAUGAUUUUCUGGAUGCCAUGAUAACCUGCCAGACUGCACCUGAAGAGGCUUUUUUCAAGCUUGAUGAACUAGCUGGAAUGCUUACCGAACAAAUGAGAAAGUUAACAAAACAGGUGCAAGAGGCACGACAUAACAGGGAUGAUGAGGCUGUAAAGAAAGCUGUAAAUGAAUAUGAUGAAACGUUGGAAAAGUAUAUUCCUGUCUUAAUGGCACAGGCUAAAAUUUACUGGAACAUGGAGAACUACCAGAUGGUGGAAAAAAUCUUCCGUAAAUCAGUGGAGUUUUGCAAUGAGCAUGAUAUCUGGAAACUGAAUGUGGCUCAUGUUCUCUUCAUGCAAGAUAACAAAUACAAGGAGGCUAUUGGCUUUUAUGAGCCCAUUGUUAAAAAACACUAUGAUAAUCUUGGACAAUGUGACAUACAAGAAUGCCCUUGCAAGAGAAAAGUUUCGAUAUUAAAUGUCAGUGCAGCUGUUCUGGCUAAUCUGUGUGUUUCCUACAUCAUGACGAGUCAAAAUGAGGAGGCUGAAGAACUCAUGCGGAAGAUUGAAAAAGAAGAGGAACAGAUAGCUUAUGAAAACCCUGAUAAAAAGAUCUACCAUCUUUGUAUUGUUAAUCUAGUUAUUGGAACACUUUACUGUGCAAAAGGAAAUUAUGAAUUUGGCAUUUCUCGAGUUAUCAAAAGUUUGGAGCCGUAUAACAAAAAGCUGGGAACAGACACAUGGUAUCACGCAAAAAGAUGCUUCCUUUCCUUGCUGGAAAAUAUGUCAAAACACAUGAUCAUGCUGCGUGACGAUGUUAUAGCGGAAUGCUUACAGUUCUUGGAACACUGUGAGAUUUAUGGCAGAAACAUUCCUGCUGUAAUCGAGCAGCCACUAGAAGAAGAGAGAAUGCAUAUCGGAAAGAAUACAGUCACCUAUGAAUCCAGGCAGCUUAAAGCAUUGCUCUAUGAGAUAACCUCUUGGAAUUUGUAAUUGUAUCUCCCAUAUUUCCUGUCUUAUAAUUAAUUUCCACACACAUUGUGCUCCUUUUAUUUUUAUGUCUUCAAAUAAUAUUUAUAAAUAUUGUAUUCAUUUACUAGUGUUGUGAUAAAGUUUUUUUUAUUUAAAAUCAAAACUGGCUUUUUUAACAUAAACCAAUAAGAAAUGGUUGUAUUUUAAUUUAACUUUAAAGAAAAUGUACUACAUAGAGAAUUAUUUUUUUCUCCUUUACCACAGUACAGGUAUGGAAUCUAUUAUCUGGAAUGCAUGGGAAUCUGGCGCCUAAACUGCACUAUUUAUAUCAUUAUGAAGUUGUGUGGUAUUAGCUAGCAAAAACUGCAGUUCUCUUAGUGUGCCUGAUCACAACAUAGAGACUGAUAAAGGACCGGUAGGGAUGAUUCUUAUUGAAAAAAUCUCUUGCAUUUGUAAUUGUUUAAAAUUAUUUUCAUUUAUAUAUUGGCAGCAAGUUGUGCAGUGCAGCACAAUCAUUUAUACCAGGGGAUUUACAUAAAUUAAAUAAGGGUUACAGACUAAAAAUAGGAUCCUACUCACAAGAGCUUACAUUCUAGAGGCCUACUUAGGAGAGCUAGGGGACUGGAAGGAGUUAGGUUUAGGGAACGCAUACAUCCCUAUUAAUGCUCUUAAUGUAGUACAUACACUGAUGAUCAUGUCGCAGAAGAGUUCUGUUUUGUAACAUAUUCUUUACUGUAUAUUUAGAAAAACUGACCAGCUGGUGGCAAUGUUGUUGCAAAAUUCAUUAUACAGGUAUAGUAUCUAUUAUACAGAAUGCUUAGGACCUGGCAUUUUCCAGAUAUAUGUGUUAUUUGGAUCACCAUGCCUUAUUACUCCUUAAAAUAAUUUUAAACAUUAAAUAAAUGUGUGUUUUGCCACCAAUAUGGUUGAAUGCAAUUAAUUCUGGAAAAAUAGUACCAGCCUUCCUAUAUUUUUCUCUUUCCUCCCUAUUAAUGAUAGCAUUAAUUUUAUUAGCUAGGGAGGCAUAAUUUUUGCAUCCUGGGAAAAAAAGGGAAGGGAUCACCAACGAGUCGGAAUUGAAUCAGUGCCCUCUGGAUAGUUGCUAUCCUUUAUAAUCCGUUGCUCUACCACUGAGCUCUGAAGGGAUCACCAAGUGCAACUGUCUCAGACAGGCUUCUAACUAGGACCUAUUUGCAUAUUAAACAGCAGCUCCCUACUUCUGGAGAAAAAAAAACCCAAGAUGGCCAUGCAUUUCACAGUUAUCUAUUUUUGUAGUAAUUAUACUCGUAUGUCUGGUGUUAAAAUGCCCAUUUUAUUCAGUGAUUAAACUAGCUCAUUUGUGGUUAA
Xenopus tropicalis (tropical clawed frog) is the source of this 3531-nucleotide messenger RNA. It is a transcript of the gene ift70a, whose product is annotated as intraflagellar transport 70a. Gene Ontology annotation, biological process: intraciliary transport. Gene Ontology annotation, cellular component: cilium; axonemal microtubule. The transcript has 20 exons. The coding region runs from base 202 to 2205 and encodes 667 amino acids. The record is from RefSeq and is a predicted model, not a curated record. Lineage: Eukaryota; Metazoa; Chordata; Amphibia; Anura; Pipidae.